Rubroshorea leprosula is the source of this 1724-nucleotide messenger RNA. NCBI's taxonomy places the organism in Eukaryota, Viridiplantae, Streptophyta, Magnoliopsida, Malvales, Dipterocarpaceae. The record is from the annotation of a GenBank genome assembly.
AGUAAGUUCUCUCUCCUAUCUCAAAAUGGAGCUUUCCAUGACAAUAUUUCUUCUGUUUCUUUUCUGCAUUGUGUCUUACCUCCGUAAGAUAUUUCUUCAGAGAAGAGACCAAUCCUGUUACAUGUUGGCAUAUGAGUGUUACAAGCCUGGGGAGGACAGGAAGCUUGAUACUGACACCUGUGCCAAACUCAUUAUGAGGAACAGGAACCUGGGUCUUCCAGAGUACAGGUUUCUCUUAAGAACUAUGGCCAAUUCAGGAAUUGGUGAAGAAACUUAUGGCCCCAAAAAUGUUAUUGCUGGCAGAGAAGCAUCCCCCAACCUUGCAGAUGCACUUUCAGAGGUCGAUGACAUAAUGUUCGACACACUCGACAAGCUCUUUGCCAAAACAGGAGUUUCUCCAUCAGAAAUAGACAUGCUCAUUGUCAAUGUCUCCUUGUUCUCUCCAGCCUCCUCUUUAACAGCUCGAAUUAUAAACAAAUACAAGAUGAGGGACAAUAUCAAGGCUGUCAAUCUCGCUGGAGAGGGUUGCAGUGCAAGUAUGGUGGCCAUUGACUUGGUGCAUCAGAUGUUCAAGACCAACAACAAUGCAUAUGCUAUUGUUGUGAGCACAGAAUCAAUAGGUCCAAAUUGGUACAAUGGCAAAGAAAAAUCCAUGAUGCUAUCCAACUUGCUGUUUCGCUCAGGAGGAUGUUCCACUCUCUUGACAAAUAAACCAGCCCUGAAGGAUCAAGCCAUAAUGAAGCUGAAAUGUUCAGUAAGAACCCACAUAGGUUCUGAUGAUGAAGCAUAUGGAUGCUGCAUACAGGUUGAAGAUAAUAAAGGCUAUCCGGGUUUUCUCCUCACCAAAAAACUGCCAAAGUCUGGUGCUAAAGCUUUUAUCCUCAACCUCCAAGUUCUGCUACCCAAAGUGUUACCACUUAGAGAACUCAUCCCGAGUGUUGCAAAAGCGUAUCUUUCAAAAAACAAGACAAAAAACUCAACUCUUGAAGCAAUAGCUGCUGAUCUGAAUCUGAAGUCCGGUAUUGAGCACUUCUGUAUUCAUCCUGGUGGAAAGGCAGUCAUUGAUGAGCUUGGGAAGAGCUUAGGACUCAGUGAGUAUGACAUCGAGCCAUCUAAAAUGACACUUCACAGGUUUGGCAACACAUCCUCUGGCGGCCUAUGGUAUACUUUGGGUUACAUGGAGGCCAAGAAGAGGCUAAAGAAAGGGGACAGGAUAUUUAUGAUAAGCCUUGGGGCAGGUUUCAUGUGUAAUAACUGUGUGUGGGAGGUGACAAGAGAUUUGGACGACCCCAAUGUGUGGAAAGACUGCAUGGACAAAUACCCUGUAAAGUCAACUGUCAACCCUUUCAUGGAGAAGUAUGACUGGAUCAAUGAUGACAACAUUGAUCUAAACUCUAUUGAUAUGGUAUGGCUACAAAACAAGCUUGGAUUCCAGAUUGAUGAUCCGGAAGCCAUAGAGAGAAUAAGGAAUACUCCUUGAAAGAAGGAUAACAACCAUUAAACCGACUUCCCUGAUUUUCUACCUUUCCAUUAUAUGUUGUUUUCAUGAUUCAUAUGAUAUGCAAUUUCCUAAUUUUCCAUGAUUUGAGUAGAAGAUGUCGUUGUUUGGAUAUGAUUUGAGUAUCACUAGAGUGGUUGAUUUAGGUGAAUUACGGUAAUUAGUAAGAAAUAUGGUUAUGGAUGUGGUAAUUCUAAGUCUCCAAAAAGAAAACAGAAAAUUAGGC